AAUUCCUGCACUGAUUACGUCACAUUGAUUGUGUAUUUAUACAUGGAGUCCGACUAGGAUUCUUCACACCAGUACACCAGCUGUCCACUAUGAAGUGUUUUCUCUUCGCUGCCUCUCUAAUCAUCGCCAUUGCUGCCACUGAAGGUAGGCGAUACGGCGAGAAAAGAAUUCCUAUAAAGAAAGAAAUCGUUCACGGGCCUAAGAUUGGCGGUGGAAUCAUAACAAAAAAGAAGUCAGGUUUUUUGGACGGAUUUCGUGAAAGAGGAUUCCUUGGCGGAUCAAAGAAAGGACUUGAAAAGCCAAUUAUCAAAGAAAGCAAAAUAAUACCAGGAGAAAAGGGCCUGCUUCCGGAAAAGCCGUUAGUGUGUCCCCCCAGACACUGCCUACAGACACAACAAUUCAUUCCACAAGAAUGCAGAAGACCACAGUUCUUCACACACAAUGGAAUCCAAUGCCCGGACUGUGACAUCGACAUCUGUGUGGGAGGUGGACCAUUAACCCCCGGGGGUGGAGGAGUCUGGGGCGAUGGUCUCGGACCCAGGGGACCUUUCGGACCCAGAGGAACCAUCCCUGGAGAUCUCGGCUGGCAGGGAAGAUUUGGUUCAGAUAUUCCUUUGGUUCCCGGUGGAAUUGAUUCUCAGAUCAACGGAGGACUGUUCCCAGAUCAACAGUUCGGUGGGCGGUUCGGUCAGGGUGGGCGGUUUGGUCAGGGAGGUUUAAAUGGAGAUUUGGGCGGAUUCGAUCAGUUCGGUAUUCAAAAUGGCGGACAGUUCGGACCCUCAUUUAACAAUGGUAGAAAUGGACUUGUUAAUCGUCUCAAUGCAGGUUUCGGAGACUUUGACCCCUCUUGGAACACAGGAAAUGUUGGGGAUUUCGGGAAUUCUUGGAAUGACAAUACUCUACCUCUAAACAGGCGGUCUAGUUUUGUCUAACUUAUUGAAAACUGUGAUAUUUAUAUUUGCUUGUUUGUAUAAAAUGCACAUGAAAUCCCUUUAUAAUAAAAUAUUGAUGAUCUAA
Molecule: messenger RNA, 1017 nt
Organism: Magallana angulata
Lineage: Eukaryota; Metazoa; Mollusca; Bivalvia; Ostreida; Ostreidae
Exons: 2
Coding region: 90-932 (280 amino acids)
Source: RefSeq, a predicted model, not a curated record